This is a messenger RNA of Rhincodon typus (whale shark), 4748 nucleotides long. RefSeq names its product nucleotide-binding oligomerization domain containing 2 (gene nod2). The coding region runs from base 423 to 3254 and encodes 943 amino acids. The transcript is spliced from 9 exons. Lineage: Eukaryota; Metazoa; Chordata; Chondrichthyes; Orectolobiformes; Rhincodontidae. Gene Ontology annotation, biological process: positive regulation of canonical NF-kappaB signal transduction; regulation of apoptotic process; defense response to bacterium. The record is from RefSeq and is a predicted model, not a curated record. Gene Ontology annotation, molecular function: protein binding. Gene Ontology annotation, cellular component: cytosol.
UCCUUCGGGUAUCUGAUGUCAGCUUCCUCUUUUGCAAGUAAUAUAGUCCAGAAACUGGAGAGAGAGAGAGCAGUUCCUGAAUUCUGACAGGAUGUUGACGGUCUCAGAAUGAUCUUAAGGAAUGACUCAGCCUUCCUAUGACCUGAACGCUUUGUGAAAUACCACUAGCCCUGCCUAUUGAAACGACGGUAUGUUUUAGAACGGAUGGAAGUACCUCUCCGCACCAGUAGGAAGUGGAGCAGGAGAUCAUUACCUGAUGCUGUUAAUAGUGUUUCUCGGCCAGCAGCCACUGAGCAUUGAGCCUCCCGCACCAGUUCAGGAAGGGUGCAGUUCUCAGACUGCCCCCCGCAUCUACACCACAAGGGAAGUUCAUGUCCAUCCAUCUGCAUUAAAAUAACCCUGUUGAAAGGGCAGCAAGUGGAAUGAAUGCCGAUCAGUUGCUUAAGGUUCAAAGACAUAAAUUCAUCACGAUUCUUGGAAGAGUUUCAGUGGAAGUAUUUGAGAGCAUUCUUGAUCAUUUACUAGCAUGGGAUCUUCUGAGCUGGGAAGAAUACGAACAUGUGAAAUCACCAGGAGUUCUGUCUCGUUCCAGUCGUAAUCUCCUUGAUAUUGUAACAUUUAAAGGGACCAGAGCCUGUGAACUUUUUAUUCUGGCAUUGGAAGAUGUCAUUCACAGCUCACAGCUGACUGAUUUAAUUUUGGGCAGCUAUAAACCUCCAGAAGAGACUCCCGAAUCACUGUCAUCAUUGCCUUCCCAAACUCUUCAAAACCACAGACCCAACAUCGUGCGGAAACUACAUGGACACGUUGCAGCUGUGUUAGAAAUUCUGCAUAGAUAUGGUCAUUUUUCAAAAUAUGAAUGUGAUGAGGUUCAAUUGCCAAUAUAUACACCUUCCCAGCAGGCUCGAAAGCUGCUGGAUCUCACUAAAGCUAAAGGGGAAGACACAGCUCAGAUGCUGUUAGACUACAUUGAAUCUGAACCUGGACCCAUCAAGCCCAUCCAUGGUAAUGCUUGCUUGAAGUAUCAGGAAAAGUUGAGCUCUACGUUGGCUGCUCAGUCCCGAUUUCUAACAAACUAUGCCGGAACUGAAAAUAUGUGCCUGGAGGAUAUUUAUGUGGAUUGUAUCUUGGAAGUAUCCAAUAUCGCUGCUGCUGAAAAUGGCUGCUUGUCAUUCCUUAUUGGACUGGAAGACAUCUUUGGAUCAGAUGGAAUAUUAAAUAAAGAUGCAGAUACUGUGCUGAUCACUGGGGAAGCGGGAAGUGGGAAAAGCACUUCACUGCAGCAAAUCCAACAAUUAUGGGCAACAAAGCGAGCUUUCCAGGACUUCACAUUUGUAUUUGCUUUCAGCUGUAGAAGGUUCAAUUUCAUUGAUAAACCCAUCUCACUUCAAAUGUUACUGUUUGAACAUUGCUGCUGGCCUGAUGAUCACCAAGAUGAAGUGUUCCAGUACAUCCUGGACCAUCCUGAAGAAAUCAUAUUCCUGUUUGAUGGGUUUGAUGAAUUUAAACUCCAAUUUACAGAUGAAGAAAGGCACUGUUCCCCCUCAAAGCCAACCACUGCACUGAAUCUGAUCUUUAAUCUUCUUCAAGGGAAUUUAAUGAAAAACACUAAAAAAGUUAUGACCAGCCGACCAAAUGCAGUAACUGCCAAAUUAAGAAAAUAUCUGCAGAAAGAGAUCACACUAAAAGGUUUCUCGCCAGAGAGAAUUGAGAAAUUCCUAAAGAAAUGCCAUAGCAACUCAUCAAGUGCAGAACGUAUUUUGUGUUUUGUUGAGGCAAACUCAGCUCUUCAUGGGCUCUGUCAUGUGCCCUUCUUCUGUUGGAUAGUUUCAAAGUGCCAUGAACAGUUAAUGCAGAAUGGGAGUGAUUUUGCUCGCACAAUGACUGAUGUUUAUCUGCUGAUUCUAGAACACUUUUUAUUGCAUCUUACCUACAACUGCCAAGGAACAAAUGAAAUUCUGCAGAGCCAUAUUGCCACAGUCCUCCAUCUUGGCAAAUUAGCAUUGGAUGGCUUAAACUCUUGCUGUUACAUAUUCUCAGCUGUACAGCUACAGGAAGCCGAGGUAUCGGAAGAAGAUAUUUCUUUAGGUUUCCUUGUCAGUAGUCAUAGUUUCUCACAUGCACGCAAUGCAGUUAAUAAUAGGAAUUACGAGUUUCUUCAUAUUACUGUCCAAUGUUUCUUUGCUGCACUGUACGUCACUUUAAAUGAUAACGUGGCUCAAUCUACUCUUCGCUCAUUGUUCAAACACAGACAGGAAAAUCCAUCCGUGUGCAUGAUGUCAGCAGCCUGCUGUAAAGGCUGGCCACUUUAUUGCUGCCAGUCUCAUGAAGAAGAUAAGAGGAGAAGUGAAACUCUGUUACAGAAAGCAGAGAUGUCAAAUGUCCAAAUAACAGCAAGCUUUGUUUCGGGGCUAUUGUCUGGUAGGCACAGGGACCAGAUGGGGAAGAGUUCCCUCUUCCAGAAGCGAUCCAAAAAGUACAGACUUGUUAAAAAAUACUUAGCAAAGUGUAUACAAAAACAUUUCGUAUCCAUAUCACCAGCUAUUGGGGGAGAGAAGAAAAGCUUGCAUGCUUUGCCAGAAUUUGUAUGGUGGAUUAAAUGCAUUUAUGAAAUGCAGGACAAUGAUUUGGCCAAAGAAGCUGUUAGUAAACUGGAAGUGGAUCACUUGAAGUUGACCUAUUGUGGAAUAGGGCCUGUUGAAUGUACUGCUCUUGCUUAUGCCCUCAAACACUUGAAAAGUCCAGUGGGAUUACAGUUGGAUUACAACUCGGUUGGUGAUUUAGGAAUUGAACAGCUCCUUCCCUGCUUGGACAUUUGCCACUCUAUUUACCUCCGGGGAAAUGACAUUUCUGAUCAAGGAGUUUCCAAACUGGUUGACCGAGCUCUUGACAGCCGUAAUUUGCAAAAGAUUGCGUUAUUUCACAAUAAUUUAACUGACGCAUGUGCCCAGAAUUUUGCAAAGCUUCUGAAACACAGGGACAACUUUCUUGCAUUAAGGCUAGGCAACAACCACUUAACAGCUGUUGGGGCAGAAGUGCUGGCAGAAGGUUUAAAACAGAGCAACUCCAUCCAAUAUUUAGGACUUUGGGGAAAUAAAAUUGGAGGAGCUGGUGCUUGUGCUUUGGCAGUAGCUCUUGAGAAUAAUACAAGCUUGUUGUGGCUAAGUCUCGUAGGUAACAACGUUGACAGUCGUGGCGCCAAGGCUUUGGCUUUAAUGCUGAAAAAGAACACCGUCCUCGAGGAGCUCUGGUAAAUGUCUCAAUGACAUUUUCAAGGGAAACUGACUAAAUACAUUUGGUGUCAGCUUGUUUUGGGAUGGGGUCAAAUCAUGAAUCAGACUGCCAGAUGAACUUGUUAUUUAUUAUCUUGGUUAUUGAUACUUGGGAUUUUGCAAUUCUUUUAAAGAUACACUGUCCUUAUGAUUGGUUUAUUUGCUAACUGAGGUACAAAUUCCCUUGCGGAUAAGCAGAGCAGGAAUGUGAACACGUGGCUGAAGGAAUGUUAUGGAAAAGAGGGUUUCCAUUUCAGGUGUUAUUAGAACCAGUGCUGCAGAGUACAGUAAUAUUCUCCAAGCAGAGACUGUGAAAUUCUGCAGCACUUUUUUUUAAAAAUUCAGGCUAAUUCUCAUUGUUAAUGCUCAGGGACCUGCAAUCUCUUCCCUUGCCUCCAACAGCAGCCUGGAAUACAGCUUAUUUGGCCUUGGGGAUUUGUUCAUUUUAAGCCCCAUAAAACUACUAAUAUCUCUUCUCCCUCAAUGCUCAUUUGUUCAAGUAUAUCACAGUCCUUCUCCCUGAUUUCUACACCUACAUUAUCCUUCUGUAUAGUGAAUAUAGAUGCAACAUGAUGAUCUAAAGCCUCAACUAUGUCUUCUGGCUGCACACACAGAUUUCCACUCUGGCUCCUAAUGGACCAUACUCUUUCCCUCAUUAUCUUCUUGCCCUUAAUAUACCUCUAAAAUGCCUUUGGAACUUUCCUCCAGUAUUACUUCAUAACCCCUCUUUACUCUCCUAAUAUCUUCUGUAAGUAAUUUUCUUUUGUUCUGUUCUAAAACUUCCCCUGUUUGGGCCCGCAGUAUCUGCCAUAAGUUCUCCUUUUUUGUCCUUAUCCAAACCUGUACUUCCCAUGAUAUUCAAGGUUGUCUGGACUUGUUGGCCCCACUCUUCUCCUUUUGUAGGAACAUGUUGACUCUGAACGCUCACAAUUUUUUUUUGGCUUAGUCUCACUGCCGCGAUGUCAGCUCUGCUACGAAUUGUUGCUCCCAGUCCACUUUGGCCAGAUCCUGUCUUAUCAUUUUAAAAUCAUUCUUCUGCCAAUUCAGAAUCUUUACUUCAGGUUCAUCAUUUCUCUUUAGGUUUAUCUUUUCCAUAACUACCUUAAAUCUUACUGCAUUAUGGUCCCAAUCACUGAAAUAUUCCCCCACUGGCACUUUGAUUAUUCUCUAAAAUUAGAUCCACUGCUCCCUUUCUUGUAGUACCUUCUACAUGCUGACUAAAAAAGUCUCAUAGAUACAUUUUAAGAAUUCCAUCAAAUCUGAGCCUUUCACAUUCAGUCUGUGCGAGUUCAUUUGGGGAAGUUGUGGUCCCCUACAAUUACUUUUACACUUCUCUGAGAUUUCACUACAUAUCUGUCCUUCUAUCUCGCCCUGAUUACUGGAGAUUAUUUUUUUCAUUCACAGGAUGAGGGCAUCACUGGAAAGGUCAGAAUUUAUUGCUCAUCCCUAAUUGCCCAGAAGGCAAUUGCUGUGGGU